AGAUAAAGAUUGAAAAAUAAAAAUAACCAAUUUUUUCCGUUUAUUUUCUUGGCAAAUGCAAAGUGAAGAAGCAUUCAACAGAUUUUGUGUGUAAUUUAUUUUCAUUUUUGUUCGAGUGCAACAAGUUUUAGUCUUUCCAUUGCAUUUAGUUCUAUUUAUUUGGUGUUUGUUUUGUUUUCUGAAAUUCAUUGGAAUCACAACAGCUGUGCAUCCUGUUUACCUGCACUCCAGGAUUAAGAGUCGACAGCACUAAAACCUCAUCAUCAUCAUCUUCAGCAUCCUCGUCAUCAUCUUCUGUAUUGUCGACGCAUUUGAGUUUUUUCCAGUUCUAGGAAAUUCUUUUAUGCAUUUAUUGCACAGAGAGUGAAAAUGGCAAUUUGGAGCAGCAGCAGCUUGGCGUCUGGCCUGAGCGUGAGGCUGAUCCUGUCCAGCCUAGCCUUGGCUUUGCUACUAACCACAUCAACAGCAGCAUCCGCAUCUUCCUUACCAUCGCAACCAGCGGAGCAUUUGGUGCCGCCGCCCUUGCCUACAGCUCAACGACUACGUCACUCCGGUUAUACAACCAAUGCUGAGAGUGGGGGAGGAGGAGGGGCAGCUGUUGCUGUAUUGCCUCCAGAGACGGGAUUCAUGACACGAGUGGCCCGUUGGUUUGGACUGGCUGGUGGUGGGGGUCAGUCAUCAGCACAAGCGCAGUCACCGUCGCUGCGAGAUCAACAGUUGAGUCCCAGCUCUACGAGUUAUGCCUAUCCCAAGCCAGUGACUAAUUUCAAUGCUGGUGGCAAACCAUGUGGCCUAUGCAACAAGUAUCCCUGGGUGCCUAUGGUGGGUCAACAGCAGCAGCAGCAGCUGCAUUCGACCAAUGACUUGGCCAACUGGAAGGGUCCUCUGGCACAGGCUUCUUCUCAGUAUCGUCAGCGUGCCGUACAGUUUCGUCCUCCACCCUCACAGAGUGUAUUUCUGCCCAUGGCAGGGCCUAAUCCAGCACUUAGCCAUGUGGCGAUUCCACCACUUUAUAGUGCCCAACCAUUUAGACCAAUUUUCCAACCCAAUGUCAAUAGUCAACAGCAACCCUUGGAGAAUCUAGCUGCCCAGUCAGAGCUGCGACCCGUGCCAGCUGUCUCGACGACACUGCCAGGAUCUACACAUCGGCCCUAUGCCAAUCCCACUCAAGUGGACAAUGGCUUUGAAAUUAUCAAGAGUCAUCAAUUGACUGACUUUGUCACCUCUGUAGAGUAUCCUGCCACUUUUGUCCAGUCCCAUGCCAUAGAUUUGGGAGCCAGUUCGGUGCCCAGUAAUCACAGGCCACAAGAAACGAAUGAGGAUGAUGGAGGUGCUGGUGGGGAGAACGAUGAAACCAUCAGCACAGUGCGUUAUCAGCUAGAGGACUUGGCCAGUGGAUCUGUUCAUCAACAUUUGCCAGCAUCGCGACUGCUCACAGAGCUGGGACACUUUGCCGAUAGCCAGACAACGACCGUAAUGCCACCGGCGGAUAAUUAUCCAGCUGCCUCAUCCCAACAGCAAUUGCAGCAGGAGCAGGAGCAACAACUUUACUAUGCAGAGCAAUACAUUGAGCAGGAGCAGCAGGAACAAGAGCAAGAAUCAGAGACUUCACUUCCUUACACCACAACCACAGAGCCAUCUCCAGCGCCAUUCAUCAACCUUCAUCAUCAUCAUCAUCAUCGGGAUAGAGAAACACCCAAACGUCUGCUGGACUCGCCCAUUAAACAUGCCCGCCUGGCAGGGGAGGCACGACCCUUUACCCGCGAUCCAGCCGAGCUUAACUUUCGCCUGAGUCAAGUGGCUCCCACAGUGGCCAGUGAGGUGGCCACGGAGGUACCCACUCCCACCUCCACCUAUGGUGCCAUUGAUGCCAGUGGACAAUUUGCAGGAAUGUCGCCACCUUUGCCACCCAAUGCGUACUCCAGUCCACAACAGGUGAUCAUACCGUAUACGACCAAACAGAAACCACGACCCUUUGAGCCCUGGACCAAGGUGAAUGAUGUUGAUCCGCAGGAGCAACAGGAAUCCAAACUGACAGCAGCUUCGGUUACACCGCCGACACUGCCCACACGUCGCACCACCAAAUAUCUAACAAAGAUUCUGGCCACCAAUCUGAGGGAACUACUCAAGCGAGAACGAGAUGGCACCAAACGACGACCGAAUGGCCUGAAUAUCGGAGUGGACAUCUCCCGAUUGCAGCACAACAUUGACGGCUGGACGGAGCAAGAAUACAAUUCACUGUCUCAUCGUCCCAGCACUCCCACCAUUCGGGGUCGUUCCAAGCACAUACCCAGUGAGUAUCUGACCACCACGACAACGACUCCAGCACCGCCGGUCACAUCCCAGCUGAUAAGACAAUCGAAGACAACACGGGGCGGUGGCUUCGAAUUGGCCUCCAGCUUGCCGGCCACCUCACCGGUUGCAGGCGAUCUGUCCACAUCGAUUAACAAUCUGGAGCACUUGCAUAUUCUCGGCGAGAAGCUGCCGAAGCGGUUUCAUCCAGUCGAUGAUAAUCAUCUGCAAUUCGACUAUUAUGCUGCUGCCCAUCAUCAGGAUCGUUCGAAAAGCACUACAACGUCCGCCCCCUCCACAUCCGCUCCCACGACCUCCAGUUCAUUGCGUUUGACCAGCCAGGAUGGGGUAACCCCUCUCUAUGAUCGAACCACACCUGCUCCCAUGGAGUUGUGGAAGCAGGCUAAGGUGGCCAUCCUGCCGCAAACCAACGAGAAGGUGUAUGUAGUGACGCCGCAGCCUCCGGCACGACAUCAGGCGCGUUAUCAUCAUGUGUCCGAGGCGGAGGACCAUCACGAGGCAUCCGCCUCGGCAUCGGCACCUCGGCCAGUAUAUCAAACGCCAGCGCCCAGAUUCUCACGUAUGCGUCCUACACCAGGAGCAGCUGCCAUGCCGACAACAUCCUCCCAGCUGCAUAAUUAUACACCGGAUAUAUUUGGACUGAUGGGUCUAUCGUCCUAUGUUCCCGCUGAGCCAGUGGAGAUUAUUGAUGGCAAUUCCAAAGUGAUAAAUAUAGUGACGCCGGCGCCUCUUGUAUCCGCCCUAAAGCAGCCGACAGCAAAGCCAACAAUAUCGCCUUCGCCUAGAUAGAAGAUCAUCGUUUAGCGAUCACUGGCGCCGACACUGGAUGAUCAUCUACCAACUGCCUAUUGUAAUAUAUAUUUCCCCCCACUCUUCCCCCAACACUCCCCGCCCCUGCCCCUGGCACACUUUUCCCACAAAGAAGUCGAAGAAGGACGCAUGAAUAUGGAUUACGGAUUAUGGAUCCAAGAUGAAACCAUAACAUAAUCAAUGAUUAAAAACUAAGUCUGCGAAUCUAAUGGAAACCCGUAUUUCAUAAGGAACCCUCCCUUCCCCCUCCACCUCAUCCCUCUUUUGACCGCUAUUUGGUAUAUGUAUAUGUUUAAGAGUAUUUGUGCAUUUUUUAGCUUUAUGAGACAAAUGUGUGUGUAAUGAGAGUGAAAGAAGGAUAGCGAAAUACAAAGAGCGAAGUAACUAAGUAAAAUUAAUCAAUUCCAUUUGGCCAA
Drosophila willistoni is the source of this 3539-nucleotide messenger RNA. RefSeq lists its product as uncharacterized. The record is from RefSeq and is a predicted model, not a curated record. NCBI's taxonomy places the organism in Eukaryota, Metazoa, Arthropoda, Insecta, Diptera, Drosophilidae. The transcript is spliced from 4 exons. Bases 370 to 3102 code for a protein of 910 amino acids.